AUGCGGGUGCAUUGCUCGGGCCUCAUUGCGAGGUCCUUGAGUCGCCCAAUCCACUCCUCCUCACAAGGAUGCUGGCAGAAAUCGUCCCGCCUAUCUCUGAAUCCGCCGAGACGAUCAUUCCAAAGCGAUAGCAGCAGAGAACAGGCCCCGGACUUUGCGUUCGCUUUUGACAUCGAUGGCGUCCUCGUUCGGAGCUCCAAGCCAAUUCCCCAUGCCUCGUCGACGCUCCGAUUCCUCCAGCGCAAUCGCAUUCCUUUCAUGCUCCUGACCAACGGCGGCGGCAAGCAUGAAUCAGAACGAGUCAAAGACCUCUCCGCGACCCUUUCGGUGCCGCUCGACACGGCCAACUUUAUGCAGUCGCACACGCCCUUUGCCGAGCUGAUACAUGGAGAGGAUAGCCUGCGGCACAAAUGCAUCAUGGUAGUCGGAGGGGAGUACGGACGCUGCAGGGACGUGGCUGAGAGGUACGGCUUCACAAACGUCGUCACGCCUGGCGACAUAUACACGGCGCACCCGGAGAUCUGGCCUUUCAGCAAACCCUUUCAGCGCGACUACUAUGCCUCCUUCGCUCGUCCGCUACCGAAGCCCAUCAACCCGACGUCCCCGGAGGACAGUCUCAAAAUCGAAGCCGUGUUCGUCUACAACGACCCGCGCGACUGGGGGUUGGACAUGCAAGUCAUUCUCGACGUGAUGCUGUCGCGCGAGGGCAUCAUGGGGACCUUUUCAUCCAAGAACGGCGACCUUUCACUCCCGAACAGCGGCUUUCUCCAGGACGGACAACCCACGCUGUACUUCUCGAACCCGGACCUGCUGUGGGCGGCCGACUACCACCUGUCGCGCCUGGGUCAGGGCGGGUUCCGCGAGGCCCUCGAGGGCCUGUGGCGCGCCAUCACGUACAACAAAAACACCGACCACCACAAGGCCCCGAAAUUGUACAAGCGCAUCAUCGGCAAACCUUACAAGACCACGUACUCGUUCGCCGAGAAGCAGCUGAUGCGCUACCGCGAUUCCUUGUUUGGAAAACAUCACCCGACCAAGUUGAAGAGAGUCUACAUGGUCGGGGACAACCCCGAGAGCGACAUUCGAGGCGCAAAUACCUAUGAGUCGGCCCACGGCAUCAACUGGGUCAGCCUGUUAACCAGGACGGGCGUCUAUAAAGAUCAAGACGGCCGCCGGCCCACGUGGGAGCCCGCGGCCAUUGUGGACGAUGUUAGAGGCGCUGUUCAAUGGGCGUUGAAGGACAGUAACUGGCACCAGACCUUGGAAUAG
Molecule: messenger RNA, 1269 nt
Organism: Fonsecaea multimorphosa CBS 102226
Lineage: Eukaryota; Fungi; Ascomycota; Eurotiomycetes; Chaetothyriales; Herpotrichiellaceae
Exons: 2
Coding region: 1-1269 (422 amino acids)
Biological process (GO): glycerophospholipid biosynthetic process
Cellular component (GO): mitochondrion
Source: RefSeq, a predicted model, not a curated record